AUGGCCACAUACGGAAAGGGUGGAGACGACGCGGUCGGCGCGGAUUGGCCGAUCCGGAGGCUGGUGGCCGACAAUCAUCAAUGGCGUCCUGCCCAGAAGCUGGGCGGCGAGGGUAGCUCGAGUGGAGAAAGGGAGCUGGUCGACCAGUCACGCAGCUUUGUCGUUGGGGCUCCGAAGGAGCGAAGCGGCACCGGUCGGAGGCGCAUCGCAGGAAGCGAAGGCUAUGAAGUCAUCCCUAGUGGUACUACGAGAUUCCUCGGGCUUGGAGAGGCUCUGCCGUUAGGCCAUUCCUUUGAAGUCGCUCAUGUACCGGCAGCAGGAGCCGUGUUGGUUCGGGUUGGCGCUCUUGGUGUCUGA
This is a messenger RNA of Colletotrichum spaethianum, 357 nucleotides long. RefSeq lists its product as uncharacterized. The record is from RefSeq and is a predicted model, not a curated record. The coding region runs from base 1 to 357 and encodes 118 amino acids. Lineage: Eukaryota; Fungi; Ascomycota; Sordariomycetes; Glomerellales; Glomerellaceae. The transcript has a single exon.